UUAGCGCACGAUAGCGAAGAGAAACAUCGGACAAGCACUCUAGCAUCGUGGCCAUAACAAAUUGCGACACACCAACAUACAAUAUCUAUUAAAUAUUGAGACAUUCGAGAUUGAUGAGAAUUGGGAUAUUGAUACGAUAAUACAUCUUUCGAUCUGCGACUCUCAUAUUUUAACAAACCGGCGCAAUGCCGGCUACCACUUCUGGCGCUGAUACAAAGGCCAAUGGAACUGCAAAAUCGCGAGAACAUAACCAAGGGAACCAGGACCGCAAAUAUACAAUUGAGCAAAAGGCUGCGGUGGUGAGGGUUAGACGAUGUGCGCCCACGGCAUUUUACGAUAUUUUGGGACUUGAGGAAGUAAAAGCAACGGUGACGGAAACGGAGAUCAAGAAGGCUUAUAGAAAAUUGAGUCUGUUAACCCAUCCGGAUAAGAAUGGACACGAACAUGCCGAUGAGGCUUUCAAGAUGGUUAGUCGGGCAUUUGGUGUUCUGAGUGACAAGGACAAGAAAACGAAGUACGAUAAGUUUGGCGGGGAUCCAGAUAGUAGAUUUGGUGGAGGAGCGCCGCAAUCAAAUCCUUUCUCGGGAUUUUCGCAGAGGAGUGCUGGAGGAGGGGCUGCUGCAAGAGGUGGUGGCAGGUCUAUGUGGGAAGAGGAGAUCAGUCCUGAAGAGAUGUUCCAGAGAUUCUUUGGAGGAGGAGGUUUUGGUGAGUCUCCCGAGCCUGGAAAAGUUUUUGGAAGCUAAUGAGUUGUUAGGUGGUGGUGGGAUGUUUAACGAUCAGCCUGGGUUUGUCUUCAAUCUCGGUGGUGGACCUGGUAUUAGAGUACAUCAGUUCGGAGGUCCAAGGCCAAGGCGGAGACCAAGAGAUCCAAACGCACCGCCAGAAGCUCCGGCUUCGUUGACUCAGACCCUUAUAAGCUUAUUACCACUCUUAUUACUUUUCGGCAUACCAUUAUUAUCAUCACUCUUUUCCGGAGAAGGAUCUAGCGGUCCUUCCAUGCGGUUCGAUAAUCCUAUACCACCGCAUACCGACCACAGGGUCAGUUCGAGAAUGAACGUCGAUUAUUACGUGAAUCCCGCCGAGAUCAAGGGUUAUAGUACACAUAAACUAGCACAACUGGACCGGCAAGCCGAGGUUGAAUUUGUGCAACGAUUAAAGGUUAUGUGUGAACAAGAAGUACAACAACGAAACCAAUUACUCCAGGAAGCCCAAGGCUGGUUUAGUACCGAUGCGGAUAAAAUUCAACGCGCUAGAGAUAUGCCAAUGUCGAGCUGCAGGAAAUUGGAAGGUAUGGGUGUUAGAAAUCAAUACUGAGUGUAUCUUCAUAUUUACACGCUUAUGUGUUAUAUCUGCUUUGUAGCAAGGCGUUCGGGGUAGGAGCAUUAUGAGAAAGACUGAACGAAUGACUUUUAUAGGAGGGUCUUGUUAAUGCUAUAAUAGACGACGAAUAUUCAAUAUAAUACUGUGAGCGUAUAUU
Messenger RNA from Sclerotinia trifoliorum, 1477 nucleotides. NCBI's taxonomy places the organism in Eukaryota, Fungi, Ascomycota, Leotiomycetes, Helotiales, Sclerotiniaceae. The record is from the annotation of a GenBank genome assembly.